AUGUCUAUCAAGACAGUGUUUAUCUCGCUACUGGCAUUGGCUGGGGCAGUCUCGGUGCCCCAGACAGAUUUCGAUGUCAUUGUGGUUGGUGGGGGCCCUGCAGGUCUCAGUGCUCUCAGUGGUGUCGCUCGGGUCCGACGCAAUGCUUUGUUAUUCGACAACCAGCAGUAUCGGAACGCCCCAACCCGUGAAAUGCACGAUGUCAUUGGAAAUGACGGCACCCCGCCUGCGACGUUCCGAGGUCUGGCACGAGAGCAGAUCUCGAAAUACGACACCGUUCACUGGAAGAACGAGACUGUCGCCUCCAUUGUACCACUGGACGGUGAUUUUUCAGUUUUCAAUGUCACUGACGCGACCGGCGCGAGCUACACCGCACGCAAGAUCGUGCUUGGUACGGGCUUGCGCGACUUGAUCCCUCCGACACCGGGAAUGCGUGAGGCAUUCGGUAAAGGGAUCUUUUGGUGUCCCUGGUGUGACGGUUAUGAACACCGUGACCAGCCCUUCGGCAUUGUCGCUGAUGUCGCCAAUGUGCUUGGUGCAGUGUUAGAGGUCCACACCCUGAACAGCGAUAUUAUCGCAUUCACCAAUGGUACACGGACACCUGAUGGAGAGGCUCGUGCUGCGGCAAAGUAUCCCGACUGGGACAAACAGCUGGAGGCUUGGAACGUCACCAUCGAUAACCGUAUUAUCCAGUCCUUUGAGCGUCUUCAGGAUGGUGGCGCGCACCGGGACAAUGACGAGGAUAAACAGUAUGAUAAGUUCCGUGUGCACUUCACUGAAGGUGAGCCAGUGGAGCGGAAUGCUUUCCUUGUUGACUACCCCACCGACCAGACCUCAACACUCCCAUAUCAGAUGGGCCUUGAAAUGGACGGCAGCAAAAUUAAGGUCGCAAGUUCUAUGCGAACCAACGAGACCGGUGUCUUCGCUAUCGGAGAUGCUAACAGCGAUGGCUCCACCAACGUCCCUCAUGCUAUGUUCAGCGGUAAGCGCGCUGCCGUUUACAUUCAUGUGGAAAUGUCUCGCGAGGAGUCUAAGUCAAAGAUCUCCAAGCGUGAGGGCAUGAUUUCUCAACGCGAACUCGAGGAGGAGGCUAACAAGGCUAUUGGUGACAACCUUGAGCGCGAAUGGAAGCGGGCUCAGGAUUUGCAGUGA
Penicillium subrubescens is the source of this 1152-nucleotide messenger RNA. RefSeq names its product NAD(P)/FAD-dependent oxidoreductase. Gene Ontology annotation, molecular function: oxidoreductase activity. The transcript has 4 exons. The record is from RefSeq and is a predicted model, not a curated record. Bases 1 to 1152 code for a protein of 383 amino acids. NCBI's taxonomy places the organism in Eukaryota, Fungi, Ascomycota, Eurotiomycetes, Eurotiales, Aspergillaceae.